Molecule: messenger RNA, 3127 nt
Organism: Phlebotomus papatasi
Lineage: Eukaryota; Metazoa; Arthropoda; Insecta; Diptera; Psychodidae
Gene: Su(Tpl)
Product: RNA polymerase II elongation factor Ell
Exons: 12
Coding region: 665-2647 (660 amino acids)
Biological process (GO): transcription elongation by RNA polymerase II; positive regulation of transcription elongation by RNA polymerase II; snRNA transcription by RNA polymerase II
Cellular component (GO): transcription elongation factor complex
Molecular function (GO): cis-regulatory region sequence-specific DNA binding
Source: RefSeq, a predicted model, not a curated record
UUUUGACAGAUAGUCAGUCUGUUGACGGGCUGCGCGACACACGGUCGCUGGUGUAAAUUUUUCUCACAAGGAAGACAUAGAAAGGAGGAAAUUUGAGAGAAAAUCAAGAGUGAAGGUUUUUUGUUUUAUUUUUCCUAAUUAAUUUUUUGGUUUCCUCAUAAGAGACAGGAUAGAAAAGACUGUGGUGUGUGUGUGUGAAAAGGUCACUGGCGUAGACGAAGAGAAAAAAAAAGUGAAUGAGUGAAUUUUUCAUGGCAAACUCUUCAAUGACCCCCAUAGCGACAGAAGAUUAGCAACUUUGAAAUUAAAUUCUCCAUAUUUGAUGGACUUUCGCUGCAAUUUUUCAACGGAAAAAUACAUCCCCAAAGCAACUGGUGAUUGGAGUGGUAUGGUGAAAUAGUGUUAUAGAGAAGGAAUUAAUUGAAGAAGAGAAAAAAGAAAAAGAAAUUGGCAAUAGAAAGAAGGGAAAGAGAGUUUUGAAGGAAGCCCAGUUUUGGGAGACAUUUUGCCAUAUUUGGCAAAUUGUUCCUGCCUAUUUGUGCUGUGGAUUCAAUUGAGAGGAGAUUCCACUGUGGUGUGGUGUUAAUAAAGUGGCCCACCUCAUCCAGCAAUCGUAGCAAAUUGGAAAGGUUUUUUUACGUGGCACAUUUGAAAGCAAGUCAAGAUGGCCGCCCUGUGCACUGGUAUUUCUUACGGAUUGUCGCAGAUACAAAAUACCAGCACGACCACGGAUGGCAAGGAGUUGAUAUUUGUCAAGUUGACCGACUCUGCUUAUCGUGCCAUUGAGGAAUUUCAGCGGAAUCAAAGUAAAACAUGUUCUCAAGCUACCAUCCAAUUUCUCGGAAACGAAGGAUUUAUCUCAUUUCCGUCUGUGUCGAGCAGUGGUGGGCAAAAAUUUAGUUUUUCCCUCUCUGAAAUUGAGGGUCCAGCGGGUUCUUUUGAAUGCAUCCAGCAAAGUCAGGGGCAACUCGAUGUCCUGGGCACAUUAUCCAAUAAAAUGCGAAUACAUGCCAAUGAUGAUGUGUACGAGACAACAAAGCAUAGAAUGGCUGUGGCUGAGGAAAAUCAGAAAAAUAAAUGUACUCGAGAAAUAAAACCCAAUCAAACAGACAUUGGUCGCCGGGUAAAACUGAAACCAUCGAGUAAUCGCCUGAGUAACAUUCCUAGUAAUUCUUCAAGUUCUUCGUCUUCAUUAACAACAACAUACAACAAACGUGAUUCAUUUCACCUGAAUUCAGCAGCUCCUGCAUCAAAUUCAAAUAGUUUAUCAUCAAGUGUUUUAACUAAUAACAGUAGUAAUAAUAUUGCCAAUAACUACGGGACAACAUCAGCGUCGUCUCCAUCGCUCAAGGCGACGACAAAUGGGAUGACGACGGGUGGUCGAAGUCUCGGUGUCGCCGGCGGUGGUGUAAAUGGUGGUACCCAAGUGUUUGGAAAUGGAGCAAGUCGAGUGCCUAAUAAAGUUGCCAAUCGGAAUAAUCAGAGUUCAUCUUCACGAGGAGGAAAUCCUGACAUCAUGAAGAGAUCGAUAAAAGAAAGGCUGAUUCACUUAUUAGCGUUAAGGCCGUACAAAAAACCUGAAUUGUAUGCAAGAAUAGUCACUGAGGGAGUCAAGGACCGUGAUAAGAACAACAUUAAAAAUAUUCUGACGGCGAUAUCUUACCUAAGAGAUAAUACUUAUCAUCUGAAUCGGCAUAUUUGGAAUGAUGUGCACGAAGAUUGGCCAUUCUACACUGAACAAGAUCGGCAGAAUCUGAAGAGGCGAAAACCUCAAAAUCUAACACCACCUUUAAGUUCCGACGGUGGUUCGUCGACGUCUGGCCAAAGUCCGACGAGCACGCACAAUGGUAGUCCACCACCGGCUGUGAAACGGCCACUAAUGAACAGUGAAAAGUAUAUGGAGGGUCCUGUGAGCAAAAAGACACGAAUUAGUCGUGUUGGAAAUGCUAAUCAUGAUACGAGACGAGGAGUGACUGAUUCUCGGGAUUCCGCUAAUAUGAAUCCUCGUUCAAGGGAGCAUCAUGAAGAUAUGAGAUCGUCUAGUAGUUAUUAUGGUUCCAAUUCAACGCCAACCACACAAGAGUCUGAGGAUAGUGGACUGAGCUUAAGCUACUCAGUACUGAGAUCGGAUGCGGCCCAGCGGUUCCUAUCAACAAGCUCAUCGUCAGCUGACACAGAUGCACAACAUCAUCACCGGUAUGAGGAGGAUGUAAAUGACCUAAGGAAUGAAUCUGUAAAACACAAUGGAGUCACUCAUGAUUUCAGCAGUCAAUUCAGGAGGAUAGAAUCAAUUGAGCAGAGGCGGGAAUACAAGUCAAUAUUCGAUAAGGAUUAUGCGGAGUACCGAAAAUUGCAUGCUGAUAUCGAUCAAGUAUCGAAAAAGUUUGCUGAAUUGGAGGAAGCUCUUAGGUUUGAGGAGAAGAGACUUCGGCGAGAGGAGCGAGAUGAUCUGAAAUUUCGUGUUAGGGAAAUUCAAAAGCGAAUUCUCAACGAGUACAAAGAAACCAUGCGAAACAGGAAUCAUCAAGAGUCAAAAAGGCGGUUUCAAUAUCUGCAUCAGAAACUGUCACAUAUCAAAAAGCUCGUCAAUGAUUUUGAUCUUACCCUCACCAAUGGCAAUGGAAUCCUUACACAUUCGGGCUACUGACGAUUAUUGAUCGUUUUUGCAACUGUUGGUGUAUAGAAGUGGCUAAAUGCAAUGGUUUAAAAAAAAAAAACUACAUCAUACUAGAAAUCUCUCUUCCAUGGAACAAGCCAAAAGGAAUCACGAAAAACACUUAUAAUUUAAUUUAAAAGAAGAAAGAAAGAAUGUUUUCGGUGAUUGGGAUAUAGACAAAAAUGCAUAAAUCGCCAACAAUUUGCAUUCCGUCAUCUUCCGUCAAAAAGAAAAGUGUAAGUAACACUGUCUGCAUCAUCAUUCAACUCUCCAUUACAAAAAUUAUGGUUUGUUUCUUUUUAUUUUUGUUGUUUCUUACAUUUGUCAAACAUGUGAAUGCAAAAUGUAAUGUGUUAGAAAGAGAAAGAAAGAAAGAAAGAGAGAUAGAGAAUUGAAAAAAAAACAAACAGACACACACACACACACCUAAAGAAUAAUGAUGAUUUAAACAAUGACGACUCUGGCCAUUCU